Molecule: messenger RNA, 1095 nt
Organism: Histoplasma mississippiense
Lineage: Eukaryota; Fungi; Ascomycota; Eurotiomycetes; Onygenales; Ajellomycetaceae
Product: delta-aminolevulinic acid dehydratase
Exons: 2
Coding region: 1-1095 (364 amino acids)
Biological process (GO): heme biosynthetic process
Cellular component (GO): cytosol
Molecular function (GO): zinc ion binding; porphobilinogen synthase activity
Source: RefSeq, a predicted model, not a curated record
AUGUCGUUCUCCUCCCUGGUUGCGGACAUUGCAUUCCGAGAUGGGAAUCGUGAUGAUUGCAGCACGUUGACUUCUCAAGGCUUGACAUCCCAAAUAGGCGGCGCACGCUCAUAUGUUAGCACUGCGGCGACCAGCGUGAGCAUAUCGGGUGACAUCUCCAGCCAGCUUCAUGCAGGCUACAGCCAUCCCCUCAACAGGACGUGGCAGGCCGAACGGCAGUUAACAAAGUCCAUGCUUAUCUAUCCCCUUUUCAUUACCGACAACCCCGAUGAAGAAACACCAAUUCCCUCCUUACCAAACCAACACCGCCGUGGGGUCAACCGUCUCAUCCCAUUCCUUACACCCCUUGUACAAAAGGGUCUACGAUCCGUAAUCGUCUUCGGUGUCCCCUUAGCCCCCAACACAAAAGAUGCCCUUGGGACGUCUGCAGACGACCCUAGCGGACCUGUCAUCCAAGCCAUCCGUCUUAUCCGCUUCCACUUCCCAGACAUCUACAUUGUCGCCGACGUCUGUCUCUGUGAAUACACCUCCCACGGCCACUGCGGCAUCCUCCGCGAUGACGGCACCCUCAACAACGCCCUCUCCAUCGACCGCAUCUCUGACGUUGCUCUCGCCUACGCCGAAGCAGGCGCCCACUGCGUCGCGCCCUCAGACAUGAACGACGGCCGCGUGCGAGCCAUCAAGCUCAAGCUCAUCGAAGCCGGCAUUGCUCACCGCGUUCUCCUGAUGUCCUACAGCGCAAAGUUCAGCGGGUGUUUGUACGGCCCCUUCCGCGAAGCUGCGGGCUCCUGCCCGAGCUUCGGAGAUCGCAAAUGCUACCAACUGCCACCAGGUGGUCGCGGGCUGGCUCGCCGCGCCAUCCAACGCGAUAUCGCAGAGGGCGCGGAUAUCAUCAUGGUAAAACCUGCCAGCAGCUACCUGGACAUCAUCCGCGAUGCGAAGGAGCUGGGCAAGGACAUGCCAGUGGCGGCGUACCAGGUGAGCGGGGAGUACGCUAUGAUCCACGCGGCGGCGAAGGCGGGUGUGUUUGAUUUGAAGUCGAUGGCGAUUGAAAGUACUGAGGGGAUUCUGAGGAGCGUGGGGCGGGGAUUGUGA